Exophiala aquamarina CBS 119918 is the source of this 1911-nucleotide messenger RNA. RefSeq lists its product as uncharacterized. The coding region runs from base 1 to 1911 and encodes 636 amino acids. Lineage: Eukaryota; Fungi; Ascomycota; Eurotiomycetes; Chaetothyriales; Herpotrichiellaceae. The record is from RefSeq and is a predicted model, not a curated record. The transcript is spliced from 2 exons.
AUGGGGGAUGUAGGAACCGCUUCCACUCGGUCAACACGACCAUGCCGUAUCGCGAAUUGUUCUGGGGCGCGGGGAGAUCCUGGAUACCAGAUGCACCGCCAGGCGACACUUGGACCCGUUGACUUUAUCACUGGGGACUACCUUGCUGAGAUGAACUUAGCUGAGAACGCGGAGAAGCUUGCUCUUGGCCAGCACGACGGUUGGGAGCCAACAGCCUGGGACGGGCUGGAGCAGACGCUGGGGGUCAUUAAGGACCAGAACAUCAAGAUUAUCAUUAAUGGUGGAGCCCUCAACCCAAGAGGACUGGCACAAAAGGCGCACAAAUUCGCAAAGGAGUACCGACUUGACUUGAAAUUUGCAUAUGUCUAUGGAGAUGACUUGCUGCAGGAGGUAAAGACGGAGCUGGAGGAGACGGGCAAAUUGCCUCUGCACUUGGAUGGUGAGAACGACAAGAUAUCCUUGGCAAGAAAUGCAACCGCGUUGCUCGACACCAAGGGCAAGCCAAUCGUAAGUGCCAAUGCGUACCUAGGAGCGAGGGGGAUUGUCAAAGGACUCGAGCUUGGAGCAGAUGUCAUCAUCUGUGGGCGGGUGGCAGAUGCGAGCCCUGUAAUCGGCGCUGCCUGGUACUGGCACAGAUGGUCCGACGCCGACUUUGACAGGUUGGCGGGCUCCUUGGUCGCAGGACACUUAAUCGAAUGCUCCGCGUACGCGACUGGGUCCAACUUCUCCGGGUUCGACGAGUACCCUUUGGAAACCUUCGUGGACCUCUCUUACGGGAUUGCUGAGAUUGCUGAUGAUGGGACUUCGGUGAUCACCAAGCACGAGAAUACUCGAGGCCUGGUAAACGAGGACAAUGUCAAAUGCCAGUUCUUGUAUGAACUCCAAGGUGGCAUAUACCUCAAUUCAGACGUUGCAGCCAACACCACCGAUAUCAAAAUCGAGCAGGUCGGCAAGAACAGAGUGAGAUUAUCCAACGUCACGGGGAGCGCUCCUCCACCAACGACGAAGUUGGCGAUUUUUUACCACGGUGGAUAUGAAGCACAACUCUUGACGAAUGCGACUGGCUAUGCAACAGCAGAGAAGUGGAAGCUAUUUGAGGCACAGAUGCGUCAUGCCCUCGGUCAGAAAGGGCUGCAGGACAAAUUCCAGAUUCUCGACUUUCAAGUCCUUGGCGCGCCUGCGCCAGAUCCGCGGACGCAGUUUGCGAGCACAACUUACUGCCGGACCUUUGUACAAGCUGAUACAGAAAUGGCGAUAUACGGUUUGUUGAAAGCGUGGAGUGAAAUUGCCAUGCACCACUUCUCAGGCUUUCACCUGUCGCUCGACACGAGAACUGCCCUGCCUCGAUCCUACCUUGCAUUCUACCCUGCCUUGUAUUCCCAGGACAAGUUGAAGGAAGGGGUAGUGCUCCUGGGCGACGACGGUGGAGAUGCAGAAACUGUAGAUGCAGGACAUCCCCCAAGCUACCAAAAGCUUGUAUUGCGAGAGAACUAUGAGACAGCAACCCCUGUCGACCUCACCUCUUUCGGAGCCACUCGAAAAGCUCGAUUAGGAGAGAUCUGCCUGGCUCGGUCCGGUGACAAAGGAGCAAACAUCAACUUCGGCUUGUUUGUCCGGCGAGCGGACCACUAUCCCUGGCUUCAAACCUUCAUGACGAAGGAUAAGUUGCAAGAGCUAAUGGCGGACGACUGGCGUGACGACUUUUUCAUGGAACGCAUGGAGUUCCCAAACAUCUGGGCAGUUCAUUUUGUUAUAUAUGGCCCUCUGGGUCGCGGAGUCAGUAGUUGUCGUCUGCUCGAUGCGUUGGGCAAGGGCUUCGCAGAUUAUAUCCGCGAUAGGGUUGUUGACGUGCCCGAGAAGCUUUUGGACGAUGUCCAAGAGGUCAUAACGCAGAGACGCGCCAUGUUGUGA